GCCGUGUAUGCAACCCUCCGGGCGUUGAAAGAAUCGGAGCACCGCUUCCAUACUUGAAGUCCUCAGAGAGGCUAAAUUUGAUCGAAAGCGUAGCUGAAUACGCUACAGCAAAAAUGGCAUCUUACAAAGAGCGAAUGAAAGCACUACAGGAUGAAGUUGGCCGAUCAGGAUCCCAAUCACUCAAGAUCAAGAUUCCAACGCCAGAAGAAUUGGCAUCUCUGUCUGUCGAAAACUCCAGCUUUGCAAUGAAGGGUCUCGAGACUUGUGAGUCAGAGGACGUCCAUACAGACACUGACGCAACGAAAAAAGAUGAAGUCCAGCGCAAGAGUCCCGACUCCUGUCGUGAGGGCUAUUAUUUUCCAAAAUUCAUUGAAGAAGGAGAUCCAAUGAUGGACGAGCAGAGACUCACGACAUUUUCUCGUCCAAGAAUGCUGGUCAUUGAUGGCAAGUCCACUAUGUCACUUGGAGGACCGUCACCCGCAACAUCAGGUAACUGGUUCAAUGAAGCCACAACGCCACUGAAAGACUCGUUUGAGUCUCAGAAAAUCUGGUGGGGAACCAUCCCCAAUGAGAACAUCUCGCCAGCACAUCGUAUUCGCGCGGCUGUUAGUGACGAGCAACCGAGGACAACAUAUAGAGCGAGGCAACUCUAUGCGGAUCUUAAAGGAGCAAGUCAAGUUUUUGAUAGUUUGCCACUAAUGCCUUCCAGUCGCAGUUUGAAGCACAUGCAAUUGGUAGCUGUUGCGGAAUCGAGUGCUGAUUCUAUGAGAGGCCCAGACCAGUCUCCCGGAGACACUUUUCUUAUCUCGCCGUCAAUCCGGCUUAACACAAUUGACGAAAAUCCGAUCUCAUUGAAGGAUGAUGCUUCUGCAAGCUCAAAGAACCAUAUCGUUCCUCCUCAGCUCAACACUUUUUCGGGUCCGCAAAAAAAAGAAAGCGUCAAAGGACCUGACGCUUCCCCUGCCAUGAUGCUUGAGUCUCAAAAAGUUCAUGCAAGUACGAAUCCGGGCGCCCGUUUCCAUUUGCAGGGUCAAGCCCAUGAAGACCCCUUUUUUGAUGAUACCGAUCCGGGCGGCGCAAAAUACAUCAGAAGCAAGACCCUGCUGACCACAAAUGCGGUGGCGUCGGCCGAAAAGCGCUACAAAAAAGAAAUGGCAAAAUGCCAAAACCCCGGUGUUGCUGCCAACAAUGUGGUUGAUGUAAAUCACUCCUCCGCCAAAGCCUCAUCUCAGAUUCAAGAUGUCGCCCGAAUGUAUGGCUUUCAGAGCUCUAUUCCGCCUCUUAUCUUGGAAAAAAAUCACAACAGUUUUCAAUUUUCUAAGGCUAAGCACCCUUCUCAGCUUCAAGUCAUUCAGUCCUCGCAGGGCAGAAUGACGAGUUAUGGAAAACAAGACCUGCAUAAAAUGCAUGUUGAAAUGUUGAAGCAUCCACAUAUGACCAUUGUUGACUUUCUAGAGCGCUUUGAUAAGCAUGAAUCUCACCAUGCUUUUGGCAGCCCCAAGGCAAUCGGCCCAAACCAAAAGACUCCCCAAAAGAACGGCCACACGCUCAGGCGAGCCUCGCAGUCUAUUGCCAGCAGCGACAGAGAUCGAAGCCUUUCUGCUCAUUGGUACUUACAUCAGGAUUAUCAUGCGCCACCGAAUGGUUUGGCCCACGGAGCUCAGAUGAGCCCGCCUGUCUGGACACAGAAGACUACCAAGAAAGAUUUUAGGUGGCGCCUUGCCAAAGGUGGCCACUUUGUGGAGGGUAUUCCAAGUGCAUUUCAGGUUCUCAACGUCAUCAACCCUCCGUAUUACCAACUCCCCUUCGGAUCGAUCAUAUUUGGAAUCAAGUGCAGCAAUGAAGUGCUCGUUCGAGCAUCAGUUCAGAACUUGGUAUGGUGUUCCAGCCUCGACGGGAACAGGGACCUUCAGGAAGCAUGGAGUUGCCGCCGCGUUGGGGCUAAGUUAAUGAUCAUGUUCUACGUCGCUGGGAGCGGCAAGAUUUGCGGCUUAGCGGAGAUUUGGGGCCCAUUCAGCCAUACUGCCAAACCUCCAAUGUUCAAUGAAGGUGAAACCUUAGGAGCUUUCCCACUUCAAUGGAUUUAUUGCAAGGAUGUGCCGUUAAGUGCAUUUGGUACACUUUAUGAUUCUUCUACUGGCAAAUAUGUCAUCAACUUUUCUGAUGCCACUCCAUUUCCAGAGGAAGUAGGAAGACAGGCAGUGCGGAUCUACGUAGAAGGAGCUCAUAUUUCCAACAUUCUUACCAUUGAAAGACUGAAUUGCUCCAACCCAGCGUCGCCCAAGUCUCUCCAGCCGCGUACUCCACGACGUCGAGCUAGCUCAGGUCUGACUCGUACUCCAUCCACCAAAUUUGACAUUGGUUUGACUCCAAGUUCUCACCACACUGCCUCUGCAACUCCUGUUGCGCCCAGCCCCUUCAAGGCGCAGCCCUAUCUCGAAGGAUCCGGGCCCGAAAGUGCUAAAUCUAUUCAGAAAGAUAUUGCCAAGGGCAAACUGUCUGAGGCAAAGAAGAGCGAUCAGCCGAGCGCGAAGAAGCAACCUAGGAAAUUGUCUUUUGCCAAACCAGGCCGCAAGGCUGGCUCAACUAAUGACAAUUCCAGUACUUCCCAGCCCGAGGAGAAGACGGAUUAGACGCCAUUCAAACCGGCGUACUUGAGAACCUUGGAGCUGACGAUCUCAAUUUUAACCCAGCCAGCAUUGCCUUGAUCUUGGUGCCUCUUCUCCAGUCCGACUGACGCACUUGGCGCAUCAAAAUUUAAAGCUUUUGCUUGGUGGAAUAUGUGUUACAUAACAGGCUAUUGGACAUUUCCAGCUCCGAACUGACCGUUGACUUUGUCUACAUGCGCAGUCUUUCUGACCGCUCUUAUUGUCAAUAUGUCACAGCUGCUGUAAUAUCAGGUACAUAGACUCGCCAAC
Xylona heveae TC161 is the source of this 2918-nucleotide messenger RNA. RefSeq lists its product as hypothetical. Gene Ontology annotation, molecular function: RNA binding. The coding region runs from base 114 to 2633 and encodes 839 amino acids. NCBI's taxonomy places the organism in Eukaryota, Fungi, Ascomycota, Xylonomycetes, Xylonales, Xylonaceae. The record is from RefSeq and is a predicted model, not a curated record. The transcript is spliced from 8 exons.